AUGGAAGAGCAGCAGAACGCCCGGCUCCGGAAGGCCCUGGCGGCUCUGCGCACGCGGCUCUUCGGCUGGAAGCAGACUCGCCGGCGCUUGUCGGAAAGGCGCUCUGAGGAUGCAGGCGCAGGUGUGCCUGUGGCCAUGCAGUCUGUUCAGCCUGCGCUUUCCUCCAGAUCCUCCCAAGGUUCGGACGCUCUUCAGGAGCGGCGGCUUUCCCAGGCUUCCCACUCCGCCUCUGAGUGGCUGGAGUUGGGCCACAGCAUGUCCUUGCCGGCGUGCGCGGACGAAGCGGCGUGCCCUUUGAAAGCUGAGCCGAGCUUGCCAGUGGAGGAGCGCACUGUUCCGCGGGAGGAGCAGCUGGAGGCGGAACACAGGCCGAAGCGAAGGCCGUCUCAGGACAUGGACUUCCGAGAUGCCAAGUUUCCCGAGGAGGCCACACCCUCCACGGCGAGCUUUGAGAAGGACUCUAUCGCAGGCUCGCAGCAGGCCAGCUCUCCAGAAGGUCCGGACGGAAGGGAGGCGCACCUCGAGGUGCGGGAAGAAGGCCUGGGCCGGGCCGGGCGGUGA
This is a messenger RNA of Effrenium voratum, 561 nucleotides long. The record is from the annotation of a GenBank genome assembly. Lineage: Eukaryota; Dinophyceae; Suessiales; Symbiodiniaceae.